Messenger RNA from Scatophagus argus, 1508 nucleotides. It is a transcript of the gene ccn6, whose product is annotated as cellular communication network factor 6. Lineage: Eukaryota; Metazoa; Chordata; Actinopteri; Scatophagidae. Gene Ontology annotation, biological process: cell adhesion; signal transduction. Gene Ontology annotation, molecular function: heparin binding; integrin binding. The transcript is spliced from 5 exons. The record is from RefSeq and is a predicted model, not a curated record. The coding region runs from base 1 to 993 and encodes 330 amino acids. Gene Ontology annotation, cellular component: extracellular matrix; extracellular region.
AUGGCCUACAGCUGCUUCAGCAGGGCUCAGAACAAUGGACAGCUGGCUCCCAGAGAUGGGCGGGCUGCGACGGAGAGGCGCCAGUUCUGCCAGUGGCCCUGCAAGUGUAGGGAAAGACCUUACUGCGCCCCGGGGGUGAGCUCCGUUCUGGACGGGUGCGGCUGCUGCAAGAGCUGCGCCAGGCAGAUCGGAGAGCCGUGCAAUGAGAGGGACAUCUGUGACCCACACAAGGGCAUGUACUGCGACUUCUCAGCCGACCAGCCGAGAUACGAGGUCGGAGCGUGUGCAUACAUGAUGGCAGUGGGCUGUGAUCUGAAUGGAGUCCACUAUGAGAACGGAGAAGCUUUCCAGCCCAGCCCCCUCUAUAAAUGCACAUGCAUUGCUGGAUCCAUUGGCUGUACCCCUGCUUUCAUCCAGAAGCCUGCUGGACUCUUAGGCCCUGCCCCGCUGAUGAGCAACACGCCAGCCGGCCUUCGCAGCCCAAACAAGCACCAGCAGGACACGACCUACAUGUCAGCUUACAGGGAUCCUCCUUUAGCCUGGAAGAAGAACUGUCUGAUCCAGAGCACCCCAUGGAGCCCCUGCUCCAAAACCUGUGGCCUGGGCAUCUCUGUGCGAGUCAACAACGACAACAGCAAAUGUGAAAUGAGGAAGGACCGACGCCUCUGUCUGCUUCGACCGUGUGAGAGGAGUGUGAUGAAGAGUGUUAAGGUGCCAAAGGGAAAAACCUGCCGGCCUAAAUUCCAAGCAAAGAAAGCAGAGAAGCUGUCGCUCUCGGGGUGUACCAGCACCAAGAAGUUCAAGCCCAUGUACUGCGGUGUCUGUACAGACAAGCGCUGCUGUGUCCCCAACAAGUCACGCAUGAUCAAGGUCAACUUCACAUGCCAGGGAGGCUCCAACACACAGUGGAAGAUGCAGUGGAUAACAUCCUGUGUGUGCCAGAGGAAGUGCAAUGAUCCAGGUGACAUGUUUUCUGACCUGCGGCUGCUCUAACAGAUCCAUCCAGAGACACGGUCACAGGAGACAAGCCCUGCUGUGGCAGACUACGGAAGGAAACAUACGCAUACUUUGGCUAUUAAGUUGCCGUCAGCAGUGGUGAUGUGCCUCAAGGAAUCUCAGAGAAGACUUUAGCUGAAACUAAAACAAACAAACAAAAAAACCUCAUUUCAUCAGGGAAAUGGCUGGCAUCAUUCAGAUAAUGAUGAAAUUAUUAGUUACAAUAAAGGCCUUUGUGAACCUCUGUCCUCAGGAAAUGUAUGUGCAAUAACAACAAGGAACAUGGCCAGUGCAGCGCAUUAAAAGCAGAGGUUGACUCAUUCACAGCACCUAUUAAUAUCAAUGGUCAGGGAUCUCAGAAAAGGCAAAUUAGCUCACACUAUGGCUUGAGCUGAACUGUUCCACUGUCAUUACAUGUUGUUCCUGCUUAUUUCUCCACACAGGGAAAACAUUUAAUCAGGUUAUAAAUUAGACAAUAUUGAUAUAUAACUUAUAAACGUAUAUACAAAAGA